Messenger RNA from Ricinus communis (castor bean), 954 nucleotides. Its product is annotated as putative serine/threonine-protein kinase-like protein CCR3. The transcript is spliced from 4 exons. The coding region runs from base 1 to 954 and encodes 317 amino acids. Gene Ontology annotation, biological process: protein phosphorylation. The record is from RefSeq and is a predicted model, not a curated record. NCBI's taxonomy places the organism in Eukaryota, Viridiplantae, Streptophyta, Magnoliopsida, Malpighiales, Euphorbiaceae. Gene Ontology annotation, molecular function: ATP binding; protein serine/threonine kinase activity.
AUGGCUCAAACUGUACGAACAAAUGUUAAAGAAGAUGCUAAUGACAGUGAGAAGGCACGCAGUGGGGCAAAUCGCGUCGGUCAGAAGGCCCCAAUUUGCACUACUUUGUUAAUGUCUUUUACAGUCUUGAUAAUUUCCAUCACUGAUCUUGUUUACAAGGGAAAUCCUCCAGAAAAUAGACAAAGCCGACGCACGAGAAGACUGAAUAGAGCAGAUGAAUUUACUCUGGAUGAGAUAGCUGCUGCUACCAAUGAUUUCUCGUUGCAGACAAAGAUUGGUAAUCGGAUAUUUGGGACUGUUUAUAGAGGGAAACUAGCAGAUGGUCGCGAAGCAGUGAUAAAGAGAGGGGAGAGAGGCCAAACAAAGAAACUUUAUCAAGAGAAACAAAAUGAAUUUGAAUCUGAACUGGAAUUCCUGUUAAGGCUUCACCAUAAACAUUUGGUUAGGCUAAUUGGGUACUGCGAUAAUGGGGUUGAGAAGCUUUUAGUUUUUGAGCACAUAGAGAAUGGAUCUUUAUAUGACCAAUUACAUGUAACAAUUAGUAGUAUGAUCAAUUCUUCGAAAGUGAGGAUCAAGACUGCAUUAGAUGCUGCUAGAGAAAUCCAAUAUCUUAUGCAGUCCCACCAAGAUUGGACAGCAAUAGUUUCCGAGUUUGGACUAUCAUUGAAGGCUCCUGAAUCAGAACUUGAUUACAGGCCAAUAGGAUCUGUUCGGUAUAUAGAUCCUGAGUAUUAUUUGCGAAACAUAAUAACCGCUAAAAAUGAUGUGUGUGGUUUUGGUGUGAUAUUAUUAGAACUUCUGACAGGCAAAAUAGCUAUGUUUAAGGAUGAUAAUAAUGGAGGCACAUUAACAUGUAUAAUAGAUUUUGCAGCCCCUAGAAUUAUAGCUAGUGAAUUGGUUAAUAUUUUGGACCCUAAGGUUAAUCCUCCAAAGCUAAUGAGGCAGAGGCAGUAG